Pocillopora verrucosa is the source of this 4378-nucleotide messenger RNA. RefSeq names its product H(+)/Cl(-) exchange transporter 5. Gene Ontology annotation, molecular function: voltage-gated chloride channel activity. Gene Ontology annotation, biological process: transmembrane transport; chloride transport. Gene Ontology annotation, cellular component: plasma membrane; Golgi apparatus; early endosome. The record is from RefSeq and is a predicted model, not a curated record. NCBI's taxonomy places the organism in Eukaryota, Metazoa, Cnidaria, Anthozoa, Scleractinia, Pocilloporidae.
AGAAAACAAGUACAAGUUCGUUUCGUGCCACCUUGUAGUUGAUUUUAUCCCUCUUGCCGAUUUUCACAUCUGAGAUGAGUAGUUAACAGACAGAACAUGGAUCGAAAUCAUCAAUCUUAUGAUUUACCUGCGAGUUCGUUGGGCACCGACAGACUUGAAAACGUUUUGGGAAGUUUCGACGAUGAAGAGUCUCCCAUCGUCGAAGGUAGCAACUUGCGCUUUUCUCGAAAUGCUCAGAACGAUUGUUUCCUCGAAGAACCCGAGGCGGCUGCUCUGGCGCAAUACGACGAUUUUAAUACUAUUGAUUGGGUGCGUGAUCGACAGAGGGAACGCAAACGAUUUCGCGAAAUGCGUAGGAUGAAAAGAGGAAGUUUGUGGGAGCGAAUCGUACAAGCGAAUGACGCAUGGGCUGGCUGGCUCGUAGUUUUUCUUGUCGGUUUAUCGGCUGGUAUGUGUGCAGGAAUCAUAGACAUUGGGGCUACCUGGAUGACAGAUUUAAAGCUUGGGUUUUGCCCCGAUAAUCUCUGGUUCAAUCAAGAGUCUUGUUGUUGGUCAGACAGCACUAGUUUUGAAGGAACGGGAUGUAGUCAAUGGAAGUCGUGGUCGAACUUGCUAACCGACUCUGAGAGGGGACCCUUAGCUUAUAUUGUGAACUAUAUUUUCUAUAUCGUUAUGUCUCUAUUAUUUGGUCUUCUCGCUGUUACUCUAGUUCGUUGGUUUGCGCCGUAUGCUUGUGGAAGUGGAAUCCCCGAGAUCAAGACCAUUUUAAGUGGUUUUAUUAUUCGUGGUUACCUUGGUCGCUGGACACUAAUCAUCAAGUCACUGUCAAUGAUGCUUGCUGUGGCAGCAGGAUUAAGCUUAGGAAAGGAAGGCCCACUUGUCCAUGUGGCAAGUUGUUGUGGGAACUUUUUCUCUUAUGUGUUUACCAAAUAUCACAAGAAUGAAGCCAAGAAAAGAGAGUUGCUGUCAGCUGCUGCUGCAGCUGGUGUGUCUGUGGCUUUUGGUGCCCCUAUUGGUGGUGUCCUGUUCAGUUUGGAAGAGGUCAGUUAUUAUUUUCCAAUGAAGACGUUAUGGAGAUCUUUCUUCUGUGCCAUGAUUGCUGCCUUUACACUGAAGUACAUGAAUCCAUUUGGAACUGGUCAUUUAGUUAUGUUCUAUGUGGAAUAUGACAACCCUUGGAAGUUGUUUGAACUUGUUCCAUUCAUAUUCUUGGGUGCUCUUGGGGGAUUGGUAGGUGCUUUCUUUAUCAAAGCUAACUUGUGGUAUUGUAAAGUCAGAAAAACUUCAAAACUUGGGAAAUAUCCCAUAACAGAAGUUUUACUUGUGACUCUUGUUACUGCAGUGUUAGCUUACCCUAAUCCAUAUUCCAGGCAAAGUAGUAGUGUUCUCAUCAAACAUCUGUUCAGUCAGUGUGGUCCAGAUGAUUCUUCAGAUCUAUGUGACUACCUUAAUGAAAGUGUUAAUGUCACAUUGAAUGUCAAUGAUCCCAAUUUGCCUGGAGCUGCAGCAGGGUCUGGUGUCCAUAAAGCCAUUUGGCAGCUGAUUUUAGCCAUGGUUUUCAAGAUUAUCAUCACAAUCUUCACAUUUGGGAUGAAGGUUCCAGCUGGAUUGUUUAUUCCAAGCAUGGCAAUUGGAGCUUGUAUGGGAAGAGUUCUUGGUAUUGGAAUGGAGCAACUUGCCUUCCACAAUCCACACUGGUACAUAUUUAAGUCAUCUUGUGGUAAAUCGAUAGCAUCUUGUAUAACACCUGGAUUGUAUGCCAUGGUGGGAGCUGCGGCAGUUCUGGGUGGGGUCACAAAGAUGACAGUUUCCUUAGUGGUCAUUAUGUUUGAGCUGACAGGAGGACUUGUGUACAUUGUACCACUAAUGGUGGCCAUUAUGACCAGUAAAUGGGUUGGUGAUGCAUUUGUGAAGGAAGGAAUUUACGAUGGUCAUAUUCACCUCAAUGGUUACCCAUUUCUGGAUAGUAAAGAAGAAUUCACGCACACAACUCUUGCAGCCGAUGUUAUGAGGCCCAGGAAAAAUGAUCCACCAUUGUCAUGCAUUACACAGGACAAUUUUACUGUUGGUGAUAUAGAACAACUACUUGAAGACACAGAUUUCAAGGGAUUUCCUGUUAUUGUGGAUAGAGAAUCACAAAGACUUGCAGGGUUUGUCCUAAGAAGAGAUUUGAACAUUGCCAUUGGUCAUGCACGGGCUCGUGAUGAAGAGGUGGUAUCAGCUUCACCAGUCUACUUCUUGCCAAACCCUCCUAGGUACCCCCCUCCUGGCCAGCCUACUGCUUUGAGUCUGCGACAUAUUGUUGAUAAGAGCCCCAUACAGAUAACUGAUGCUAUGCCCAUGGAAACAGUGGUGGAGAUGUUUCGUAGACUGGGGCUGAGGCAAACACUUAUUACACAUAAUGGUCGUUUAUUGGGAAUCAUUACAAAGAAGGAUGUUUUACGUCACAUAGCCACGCUUGCAAAUCAAGAUCCAGAUUCUAUACUCUUUCAUUAAGAGGUGUAAAACCACUAAGUUACUGUUAGUAUUGGGUUUAUAUCUGUUGUGGAAUGGUAUAAAAAAUUACUUAGAAGUUAAGGAAAGAUGUUGCUUGUUUUAUCAUGUGCAUAGGACAAAAGAAUCUCAUUUUGUUCAGCUAAUCAUUCCACAGAACUCGGGAUUGAACAUAUGGAUGUAGUAAUGGGCCAUCUCGUAACAUAGAGCUUUGCAGCUCAGUGAUAGCAACUAAGCAGGGAAUGUGGUGGUCUUGGAAUAUAAUUCCUGCUUUGGACUCAGAUUUUUGUUUGUCCCAUUCUUGUGACGAGACAAAUAACACCUUUCUUUAUUCCACUAUUUGAGCUCAAAAUAAAUCCUCUUUCUUAUUCAGUGUAGAAAGAAUUAGUUCAUCUGCAUCUGCAUCUACGACUUACAAUUCCUUAUAUUAAUAUAAAAACUUUCAAGAAUUAAUUAUUGUUAAUAGAAGUCGUACAUGCUACCAAUACCCCUUGCAUAUUCAUUCGCUCUCCUCAAAGAAUCAACUGCGAUGUUAUGUAGUGUUUGUUAAAUAGGCAAAUUUGCUUAGUUUAUUAAAUAACCACAAAACAUCCCCUAACUUUACGUAACUUACUGCCAAUCGUAUCUUGUCAUUCGUACAUCUUUUUUACUUUUGUCCUUGUUUGAGAUUAAAAAAAGGAAUAUACGAGUAGUUUGUUUUCCAGGAAAGCAAGUUUCUUUCUGGUUUCUCUUUUAAUCAAAAGAGUACCUCUAAAAAUCUAUCUGGGUAAAAUUGUCUUUAAGAACGAGAAGGGGAAAAUUUAAAGCAUUGUUUUCAUUAAUCAAGUAGGAUGUAUAGAACAAUUUUCACUUAAGCAUUAAGCUGAGACAUCAUUCAUUUUGCUUUUUCUUGCUCUGACGCAGGGCCAACACUCAAAAUGCCAGCUUUAGGUACUCUUAACAAUAGCUAAGUUACAUAAUCAACUCAGUUGAUCAAACCAAAUUUCCAGUAGUACACCAGGGUAGCACUUUGGUUUCUCCUGGAACUUAUCCCCUUUUUCAGCCUACCAUGGAGCAUUAUUUGACUGGACCACUUGAUGUGACUUUUAUUCUUAGAAAUGUUAUGUUAAGAAAGACUGUUUUAAUCACAGUUUAGGAAGGUUCAUGUCAAUUUUCAAAGGUGGUGAUCAUGUAGGAAAAUUUUUUCAACAUUUUUAGUCAAGUUGGCUGUGGGCAGAGUCUUCAUUGAUCUCCUAAACUGAGGUGUAAAAAAAUUGAAGAAUGCAAGGGGAAGUCUAAGAACUAGGACGAUUCUAGAAGACUUUGCUUGCCAGGUUACAAGGAUGUGAGUGCAUCAGUUUGCUUCCAAAGUGUUGCGAGUUGUACUUAAUUCAAUUAAAAAACAUUCAUUUGACAUAGGAUAAAAUAUCAAAUUCUAAGAGUUAUAGAAGGACUUAUUUUAAAAGAAAAAGUUAUACUUGGUACCAAACAAGUCAUUUCUCUAUCUUCAAGAUUACCAAGCUGAAGUUGUAUUCCAAGGGAAAUGAAGUGGCAUGUUACUCUUUAGUAAUUGGUACAGGACAUCAUUGUUAACCUUUUAACUCCCAGAUCAAAUUCAUAAUUCUCCUUACUGUCAACAGUAACAUUCUUAUUUUAGUUCAGAGAAUUUAGUAUUGGAUCAACUAAUUAUCCCAAUUAAGUUUCUUUAUUCUCAUUGCUUAUCUGGUUGAUAUUGUACUGAUAUUGUGAGGAGAAAUUCUCUCUUGGUCACUUGUGGGAGUUAAAGGGUUAAAGGCUGCAAAAUCUAAAUCAACACUUCCAAUGAAGUAAAUUGUAUUUUUUUUUCCUGUAUGUGAGAAUAGUGGUUUGGCAAUAUUUUUGUAAUAUUAGGCAAAAUUGUAAUGAA